Molecule: messenger RNA, 231 nt
Organism: Penicillium oxalicum
Lineage: Eukaryota; Fungi; Ascomycota; Eurotiomycetes; Eurotiales; Aspergillaceae
Exons: 2
Coding region: 1-231 (76 amino acids)
Source: RefSeq, a predicted model, not a curated record
AUGGAAGAUGACCCGGAAGACGGGAACGUGGAGGGGACUGGUGGACUCGGUGAGUUCGAUCGAAUCAUGGCUGCAGUGCUGUUGCUUGUGGAGCGCCAGUGUGAUGUGGCCAUGACUGGUGACCAAGGUGCUUCAAUCUGUGCCGGAUUGAUCACCCACGGUGUGAAAGAUCAGUCCCAAGGCAUGAUGUGGUCAGAGGAAUUUGUGCUCUGCUCAUCUUGCAUCAAAUGA